Molecule: messenger RNA, 4074 nt
Organism: Diaporthe batatas
Lineage: Eukaryota; Fungi; Ascomycota; Sordariomycetes; Diaporthales; Diaporthaceae
Exons: 2
Coding region: 290-1177 (295 amino acids)
Molecular function (GO): 3'-5'-RNA exonuclease activity
Source: RefSeq, a predicted model, not a curated record
UGACGGUUGGGAAGUGGUUGGCAGCAAGUUCAUGUCAUUAUUUCUGUUUCAUGGCAUCUGGAGACAUUGACUCCCCUACUUGCAAGGCAAUCAAUUCGGAGGCCUGAAGUUCACCUGGCUUCAGAUCUCCUGGGCCCAGGCCUCGCUCUUUCAGAACACAGCUAAAAUCCUGCCCAAGGCCGAAUGAUCCAAGGACCGCCAUCAACAAGGUCUAGGAAACACCAGUUGGAGGACUUGUUCAGCCAGCACGCACCAACACCUCCUGUAGCCACGACUAACACUCUUCAAAAUGGGCAUACACGAAUUGGAGGAAACGAUGCCGCUCCGCAUCAUCACCUUCAACAUCCGCUAUGCCACCACGUCUCCCACCCCCCAUGAGGAACUCUGGGAGAUCCGCCGCCCGAAGCUCUGCAACCAGAUCCGCUUCAACACGGCCGGCCGUUCCGCCUUCAUCUCGUUCCAGGAGGCCCUGGCCAACCAGGUCGACGACAUCCAGGAGGAACUGGGCCCUACCUGGUCCCACAUCGGGGUCGGGCGGGACGACGGCAAGGCCGCGGGGGAGUUCUCGCCCGUCUUCUACCAGGCGGAGACGUGGAAGUGCGAGCGCAGCCAGACGUACUGGCUCAGCCCGACGCCGGAGGAGCCCUCGACGGGGUGGGACGCCGUGCUCCCGCGCAUCGUGACCAUGGGCCAGUUCGAGCACAGGCAGAACGGCGCGAGGGUCGUGGUCCUGAGCACCCACUUCGACCACAUCGGGGUCACGGCCCGCGAGGAGAGCGCGAAGCUGAUCCUGAAGCUGGCGGACUCGUGGGUGGGCGAGAUCGGCAAGUCUAGGAAGGGGAAGCCGCCGGUAUUCCUCGGGGGCGAUUUCAACAGCACGCCUGAGGACAGGGCCUACCAGACCAUGACGGCGCCGGGGACCGGGAUGACGGACAUAUCAACGCUGAUCCCGGUGGAGAGGCGGUACGGCAACACGUUGACUUAUACUUCCUUCGACGAGCCGGAUGAGGAGCCCUCGAGGAUUGAUUUUCUCUUCGUCAAGGAUACCACAGACAUCAAAUUCCUUACCUAUGGGGUCCUGGCUAAUCGAUUUGACGAUGCGGUGUUUCUCUCAGACCACCGCGCAGUAAUGGCUGACAUGGACGUUCCGGUGAAAGGACAGUCCCCGUCUAUGUAAGGCUUCCCAGUGGGGGUUCCUUUGAUGGAAACACGACUCGUGCUAGCCAAUGGGUUGAGUGAUUGUAGCGCAUGGAAGCGCAGGUCCACCUCUCCUAGUUUUCCCAGGGUGACGAUGUAUUCAUGCCUGGCCCAUUCCCUUUUGGAGGGAGGAGGACAAUCACAUGUCGAUGCCUGGGCACAGUGGUUAUGGGUGUGGGAGCAGAUUUCAAAUGCAGUCCCACGUCUUGACUCCUCCAACAUUGCCCAAGAUUAUGGUGAUUGCCGCUACAACGGCUUGGUCUGGAACUCACCGAGCGGAAGCAAGAGACGGCACCAACGCACGAACCGCUGACUCCCGUGCCCAGGGAGGACUCUAAGAGCCUCAUCAUAAAUAAGAUCCCAUCUUGAUAAUUUCCCCUAGACCACCCUAGCGCCACCAAUUUUGCGCGCAGAUCUAAUGCAGGUGUGGUGGCGUCCGUGAAGAGGAAAGGGCGGUGUGGAGCUUGGGGACGAGCAGUAGUGCUACUGUUCAACGCAAACCAUCACACACUGCACAGCACCAUCUCGUCCGAACCCACGACUGACCAGUCAUGUGCCGCAAGCAUGGUCGCUAGCUAUGAGGGAAAUAUAGGUGGCCGGCCAAAUUUGCUCGCGCGUGGAGUUGUCCACGAAUGGCGAUUCAACUACUUUCGGGACAGGAUAUGAAGAUGAAGGGACCUCGGACAAGCAGCACGGUCGUAAGUCGCAUUGCAUGUUCUGCCAACUCAGGCACAUAUGUCAACUCCACUUGAGCAUCCACUCGGGCCGCCAUCGUCAUGCAGAGCCUUUGAGCAUAGGUUAUCCGAGUACGCCCCGGAGGUGCCGGACAUGUCGUGGCUUGACGGGCAGCACGACGGCAAACUGCAUCUGUGGGGGGAAUCAUUCCGAUCAGGCGACCUGGGGGAGCACGGUGGACAGGCAGGCCUGUGAAGACGAACAACGUGUUUCCUCCAUGUCGUCACAGGUGCCGUGAAGGUGUGGUGCCAUUGGAGCUCAGAACCGUUCUCCCGGGCCAUAAGGGACAAUAAUCAUCGACCCUACCUAGGGUUGCAGGUUGCAGGUUGCAACUCAUGGCCUGCAGGAGGUCCAGUGAACCCCCGGGCUGACUUGCAGUCGAGGUUGCACCCAACCACGACGCAGGGAGGUGGCGGGAGCGUCGUUGUGGAGGCUGUGGGACGCGGGGGAUAGGCAUUGGAUCGGACGCGUGAUAGGGGACACAAGUACGGCCGCUGGUGGGAUGCAGCAUACUGUGUGCUGCAGAUGCGGCAAGGUCCUGCUGUCCCUGCCACCGACCCCGUGAAGCUGCGGCUUCUUGAUGUUUGUGGCACAGACGUGGCAUAAUUGCCGAAGCUGGUGAUGUGUUGGGGGCAAAUGCCAAAGUCAGCCAUUUUGAUGACCACGGAUCUGGGGAAGACAAGCAUUGGCCGAUUGCUGACAUGUCGCCGCGUUCUAUCAAGUGCCACUGCCAGGAUUGGCGAGGAGUCCAUCUCACAGCCGACGAACCGGGCUAGGCACAAGUGCAGUCAGCGGGUUGCUCGAAACCUUGUCUCUCUCGCUUCCGGUAUAAGCCGUAGCAAGACAUGCUGCUAAUAAGCACUGGCACGAAUGCUGCAGUUCCUCCCUCGAGUGUUCAAGGUUUGACAGUCGUUGGCUGGGGACUCGUGCUGCACGGGGUUGCAUGAGGGACGAAACUCGUGCACACUGGGGGAACGGCUCCAAUGGGCAGUGCAAGCAUUGCUGCAGGGCAGCGUCAUUGGACAUGAGUGGAGGAUGGUUCGUGUCCUCUUCUGGCAAUAGUGUUCACCCAGCCCCAUGGAGUUUUAGUUGAGCCGCAUCUCCAAACCCGACUUUUGCCGCAGCCCAUCCGAGGACUGGGCAGACGGGCACCUGCUCCAUACGUGUAGAUGAGGGCCUGGACCGGCGUGGUCUGGGAACGGGGUCUGGGGGGUGUGAGGUUGGCCGUGGUCGUGUCCCCCUGGCCGCCCAUUCGCGCGUCGUACUCGGCACGACACCUAUUGGAUGUUCUGGUUGACGCCGGGACCUGAGCCUUAAAGUCGGGGUGUCAGGGAGUUCUGUUGGUUGGUUGUCAUGCACACGCCGCCCGCGUGAACCUAUUAGGCGUCGACCAUGCGAGCACUUCUGGCACUUAGACGGGGCCUUGGGAGGCAAGCGGGCCUGAAGUUGGGGCCUGACGACAAAGUAGCGGGUCGGGCAGUCGGGGUGCAUGGAGUCAUCCCAGGGUGCAUCUGCACAAAGUCGUCGCCGCGAUCCUGUGACUGAGAUCCCGGGGGUGGUCGAUGUUCCCGGGCUCCACAUCCCGGACCUCUGGGUCUCUGCCUCUCUGGUCUAUCAUGCCAGCGGCAGGGGCCAGGGUUUGUGAGGACUGCCCCAGCGCAGCCCCAGGGCCUUGGAGAAUGUCCGUAAGUUUCCACUCUGCCACUGUCGCUGUGGUCUGUCUGUCAGCUUCCGGCGGCUUCAACAAAGCAGGGGUGGGGUGUCUAGGUCUGGUGGGUGACUCAAUAUUGAGCAAGGUCUUCUUGAGGUAAGAGAGGCGGGCAGAAGGGGGUGGGGGGAAGACGGCCUGGCGGGCAGACGGGGUGUCCUCUGGCAGAGAAACAGCUCGCUGCGUGCUGUGGUAAUGGCAAAGGUCGCACCAAGCUUCUGGCAGGAGUGUGGCAUCGCGCCUCGCUGCAUCUGAGCAUCUGGCACCCGGCCAACCGUUCCCGCCAUCUCCCUGUAGGUCUCAGGCUGCACCAUUGCCAUUCGUUGUCCCUCAGCCCUGAUAUUCCUCUUCGGAGGGGGUGUGUGCGGGUGGUGUUGACGGGCGACGGCGACCAGGAAUUUCAAGGCACACCCCCUCACACCCCCAGGUGCCAC